GUUCUUCGUUUUCCCUUCCCCCCAAGUUAUGUCCAAGUUGAAUGUCGAGGGAAGCCUUCUCUUUGAGCAACCUUUCGUCCGGGUCCCAUAUGAGAACUAUCGCAAGGUCUUCCGUGCCUCACAGAAACAUGCAGAAAGGGAAUACGGUGCCCUCCAGAAUACAGCAAACGAAAUAGCGAGCCGCAUCGAAUCCAACGAUGUGACCAAUGCAGACAUAAUCACUUGUAUCGAUGGAAUGAUAACAAGAGUUAACAUGCUCAAGCGCAAGUAGCUCUCAGAACUGCACGACACAUCCGGGAGACCAACUCAGGACGUCAUACGUGAAAGGCUCCAACAUCUCUCUUCCCUCGAGAACAUGACCAAUUCUGAUACUCCGGAAUUUGCAAGAUGGGCAGAUACAAGAUUAGAUCGAUGGCUGAUUGACUGGUGCUUGCGAAAUGGAAAGGAGAAGACUGCCCGGCACAUUGCACAAGAGAAGAAAAUUGAGACGCUGGUAGACAUUAGUCUGUUUAAUGACAUUCAGCGCAUAGAAAGCGCCCUCCUGUGUCACAGCUGCAUGGAAGCAUUAUCCUGGUGCAGCGAGAAUAAGAACGCACUAAAGAAAUCGAAAAGCACUCUCGAGUUCGAUCUUCGGCUUCAAGAAUACAUCGAACUAUGCCGGGCUGAAAAUAAAGAAGACGCCAUUGUCUAUCUGCAAAAAUACCUUACACCUUGGCAAGAGACGCACCUUCCUCAGAUUAACCAGGCUUCCGCGUUGUUGGCUUUCUCACCCAAGACCCGCUGCGGCCCUUACAAGCGUCUUUACGACCCAAUACGUUGGAAAAACCUCGUCAAGUCAUUUCGUUCCUCGAUCUAUUCCCUCAACCUUCUUCCAAAUGAGCCCCUUCUCAAUCUUGCUCUCUACGCUGGGCUAGCAUCUCUGAAACUCCUUGUGUGUUACGAUCAAUCCACAAAAAAAAUCGACUGCCCUGUUUGCGAUAUGGAGUCAAGUUCGGGCUCACAAGGACUAGGAUUGGGAAAGCUGGCAGAAGACGUCCCUCUGAGUCACCACGCUAACUCAACCAUAGUCUGUCAGAUUACUGGCAAAAUCAUGGAUGAGGACAACAUGCCUAUGGCAUUCCCGAACGGGUAUGUAUAUUCUCGAGAGGCGUUGGAAGAAAUGACCGCAAAAAGCGGAGGGACUGUUACUUGCCCGAGAACCGGAGAAACUUGUGAUCAUAGCAAGUUAAGGAAGGUCUUCAUCUCAUAA
Marasmius oreades (fairy-ring Marasmius) is the source of this 1249-nucleotide messenger RNA. RefSeq lists its product as uncharacterized. The record is from RefSeq and is a predicted model, not a curated record. The transcript has 7 exons. NCBI's taxonomy places the organism in Eukaryota, Fungi, Basidiomycota, Agaricomycetes, Agaricales, Marasmiaceae. Gene Ontology annotation, cellular component: GID complex; cytoplasm; nucleus. Gene Ontology annotation, molecular function: ubiquitin protein ligase activity. Gene Ontology annotation, biological process: proteasome-mediated ubiquitin-dependent protein catabolic process. Bases 356 to 1249 code for a protein of 297 amino acids.